GCUCUGACUUCAGUUUCCGAGUCUUGUAUUUUGGUCACCGAAAAGUGUCCGCAUAGGCGACGCGGGUAUUUUGCGUCCCUGUAUAGCAUGAUUCCACCGCAUCGAGUUCGGUAGAUUCACGAGCCUCCGACGACGACGUAUUGACACGGUUACUGAAGAAUCGUGAGAACCUUCAGCUUUUGGAGUUCACUGCCAGCGCACACCGGCACCGCACAGCCCAGCUUGAACACCACCUCCACCACGGCAUAGACAUGACGAAGAAGGUGCCUCCAUUAGCGAGACGCCAAGCCAGCCGGUUUAGCUUCAAGCUUCUCAUUCUCUUCUGCGUCUCUCUCUUUCUCUGCGCCUUCGCUUUCUUCAAGCUUCACUCCCAAUCAGAACUCACUUCGUCCGCUCCAUAUUCUCGGAGGAGAUCCCGAAUUUCACUUGAGACCUUCGAUGGCCCUCCCAAGAUUGCCUUCAUGUUCCUCGUCCGCCGCGAACUCCCUCUCGAUUUUCUCUGGGAAACCUUCUUCGAGAACGGUGAUGUCGCUAAUUUCUCCAUUUAUAUUCAUUCGGCGCCUGGGUUUGUGUUCGAUGAAUCUACCACGAGGUCGCACUUCUUUCACGAUCGACAAUUGAGUAAUAGCAUUCAGGUUUUAUGGGGCGAAUCGAGUAUGAUUCAGGCUGAAAGGUUGUUACUAGAUGCAGCUUUGGAAGACCCUGCAAAUCAAAGAUUUGUUCUUCUCUCUGACAGUUGUGUCCCUCUAUACAACUUUACCUUUGUUUACAAUUAUGUCAUGGGUUCACCAAGGAGCUUCGUGGACAGCUUUCUUGAUGUCAAGGAGGGCCGCUACAACCCAAAAAUGUCACCUAAAUUACCAAGAGAAAGAUGGCGUAAAGGGUCACAGUGGAUCACCUUGAUUCGUAGCCAUGCGGAAGUCAUUGCGGAUGAUGAAGUUGUCUUUCCAGUUUUUAAAAAAUAUUGCAAGCGACGCCCACCAGUAGAUGCCAGAAAGGGAAAGCUGAAUCUUAAACUUCAGAAGCAACACAACUGUAUCCCAGAUGAACACUAUGUCCAGACAUUGCUUGCAAUGCAUGGCCUUGAAGGUGAGCUUGAAAGAAGAACGUUAACCUAUACAGUGUGGAACGAGUCUGCAACAAAAUUGGAGAAUAAAGGGUGGCAUCCUAUGACCUUCGGCUAUGCAGAUGCUAGCCCUGAAAGAAUAAAGGAAAUAAAGGGCAUCAAUCAUAUAUAUUUUGAGACUGAGUACCGGACAGAAUGGUGCCGUAACAAUUCAACAUCCGUUCCUUGUUUUUUAUUUGCUAGGAAAUUCUCUCAGGGAGCUGCUAUGCGCCUGUUGAGUGAUGACUCGGUUGGCCACUCUGAAGUUUCUUCAUUGUUAGACAGUCGGCCAUGACUUGAUCCGUAUGAUCAUGAAGCACUCUAGCCAUAUACUAACUCACACAAUAUACUUCGGACGCCAGAUGGGGCUAUUUCUAGUUUAAAGACAGCUUACACUGCCCCAGAUUUUGCAGGUACAAAGGGAUGAGAUAUAGCUGCUGCUGAAAUAGUUAAAUUCAGAAAUAAGUAAAUACGGUUGAUAGUAAUAGGCUGAUAAAGAUCAUUUGCUGCUGAAAUAGUUCAGUUCAGCAGUAAGUAGGAACGGUUAGUGGUAAAAAGCAGAUAAAGAUCAUUUUAUCUUGCCUUGUAGAGAGGUUUCAUACAACUACCUCAAUUGUAGAACAGCGAUCUGUUAUAUGAAUUAGUAAUUUUUGAGAUAAAAAAGGUUUUAAAAAUUUCUGAAAAA
Messenger RNA from Prosopis cineraria, 1790 nucleotides. Its product is annotated as glycosyltransferase BC10-like. Gene Ontology annotation, molecular function: glycosyltransferase activity. The transcript has 11 exons. The record is from RefSeq and is a predicted model, not a curated record. Gene Ontology annotation, cellular component: membrane. The coding region runs from base 252 to 1400 and encodes 382 amino acids. NCBI's taxonomy places the organism in Eukaryota, Viridiplantae, Streptophyta, Magnoliopsida, Fabales, Fabaceae.